AUGGAGCAUGAACCUUUCAUGACUGGGAGGUCCUUGGUUGUGGUUGAGUUUACUACAGAUAUCGAUGAUGAAAGUUGGCUGAAAUUUUAUUCAUCAGCAAAACAGAUGGGAAGAGGAAGCAAGAUCGUAAUCAUAAGUAGGAUUGCAAAGAUAUCGAGGUUCGGAACAGUAAAGCAUGUUCGUCUGAAUAGCUUGUCGCACGAGGAGUAUAGCUACCUCUUCAAGGUUCUCGCAUUUGGGAGCACAAACCCAGAGGAACACCCUCAAUUAGCAUCAGUAGCAAAAGAUCUAGCAGCAACACUGGAAGGAUCGCUCAUCACAGCUAACGUAUUCGCUGAUAUGCUGAGGAAGAAUCAGAAUGUUCACUUCUGGCUCAGCAUAUUGAAAAGGUACCGGAAUGUGGUGGAGAACAACAUUUCGGUGUUUGGCGAGCAUCCAAAAAAUCUUAUGGACAAAGAUCAUCCUAUCGUUAUAACUAGAUUUGUGUCAUUGUCGUCUUCAUCACAAUCAUCUACUACACUUCGCCUCAUGCCUCCUCAUAGCAAAAUCGACGAUUCCAAAAGGGAGUUGCCCAAGGUGAUGUUUGGAGAUCUGAUUGCUGGGUCAGCUGUUCAACUGGAGGAGUUUGAGUUAGUCGCGUGGGACUCUCGGAUACCCCCUUACAAACGGCUUGUUAACCUUGCUAAAUAUUGUGAUGAGGAGAAAAUCUCUCAGGAUCAUACAACAUCACCUAGCAGUAAGCGCCAACGGUUAGAUAAGUAA
Phragmites australis (common reed) is the source of this 762-nucleotide messenger RNA. RefSeq lists its product as uncharacterized. Lineage: Eukaryota; Viridiplantae; Streptophyta; Magnoliopsida; Poales; Poaceae. The record is from RefSeq and is a predicted model, not a curated record. Bases 1 to 762 code for a protein of 253 amino acids. The transcript has a single exon.